Messenger RNA from Aspergillus nomiae NRRL 13137, 723 nucleotides. RefSeq lists its product as uncharacterized. The transcript has a single exon. The record is from RefSeq and is a predicted model, not a curated record. NCBI's taxonomy places the organism in Eukaryota, Fungi, Ascomycota, Eurotiomycetes, Eurotiales, Aspergillaceae. Gene Ontology annotation, molecular function: protein binding. Bases 1 to 723 code for a protein of 240 amino acids.
AUGCCCCCCCACAAAAUCUUCCACAUCCCCGAAAUCCUCGAACAAAUCCUCCUCCAAACACCUCCCCAAACCCUCCUAACCGCCGCCCAACGCACCUCCCAGACCUGGCACGCACUGAUAACCACCUCCCCCAAGCUCCAAGAAGCCCUCUUCUUCAGGCCCCAGAAACCCCUAACCCCCAGCAAUAGCAGCAGCAGCAGUACCACAACCCACCGCACGCUCAACCCCCUCCUCACCCCCAAAAUCUGGCCGCAGCUCUUCCGCAAACGCCUCGACUCCCAACCAGCAACAACAACAACCACAAACUACGGCUACACCUUACCCCCCGCGGACCCCCUCGAAGAAGAACUCUACCUCCGGCCCGACGCCAGCUGGCGCCGCAUGCUCGUGCAGCAGCCGCCGACCUCGUCCAUCGGCGUCUUCGUCAUGCACUCCUCGUGGAUAGCCAGCGACGACGACGACGUGGCGCCUGCGAACGUCUUCAAGGCCGAGGUGGAGUUCCUGACCCUGGGCCAUCUGCAUUGGUCGGCUGUGGUGGGCGGGUCUCUGUUGCCGUUGGAGAGGGCAGGCUGUUUUUGGGACCGGGCGGAUUAUUAUACGGCGAAGGAUGUCGCAUGGCGUAGGGAGAUCGAGUUGGCGCUGGACAGGGUCGCGCAGACUUGUGAUUUGGUGGUUUUUACGGGGGGGAAUUGGGAUCUUUGGAGGGUUUUGUGUGGUUGUUGA